This is a messenger RNA of Solanum stenotomum, 1470 nucleotides long. Its product is annotated as thylakoid membrane protein TERC, chloroplastic. Gene Ontology annotation, cellular component: membrane. The coding region runs from base 107 to 1255 and encodes 382 amino acids. NCBI's taxonomy places the organism in Eukaryota, Viridiplantae, Streptophyta, Magnoliopsida, Solanales, Solanaceae. The transcript is spliced from 14 exons. The record is from RefSeq and is a predicted model, not a curated record.
CAAUUUGGGAAUUGUGGUCACUUUCCUAUCUAGGAAUCGGAUAGCAGAAAGUUGUCGCAGCCAUUUUCAUUGUUGAAGGAAGCAGUAAAAUAGCUAAAGAAGAGCCAUGAAUUUGGCUUCCAUAAUCCAUAACAACUCUACUCAAUUGCCUCCAAAGUUCCAUAAGAUUUCCCCAAUCUCUUCGCUAUCUACAUCCCCAAAAUGGGUUCACUUUCAAUUAGCUCAUCUUCGCUCAUGUGUAAAUUUGUGUAGAUUGGAUAAUUUGAACCUGAGAUGUCGUGGUUCUCGACCCACUUCAUUAAGCUGCAUGUUUGGUGCUUGUAUUUUUGGGUGUAAAUGUAGAGGAAGAAGAUAUAGUGCGGUGGUUUCCUGCUUGAGAAAAUCUGAACAAGGGGAAGAGUUGUCUAAUGCUGAAGAGAGAACUCAAGGGUCUGGAACUUAUGUGUCUUCUGUCAGGACAGUAGCCUUGUGUGUGUUUUCAGCAGUGGCAUUUGGUGUUGGCGUGGGGCUCACGGAUGGAGUUAGCAAGUCAUCUGAAUUUUUCGCUGGGUAUCUGCUGGAGCAGAGUUUGUCAGUGGAUAAUUUAUUUGUAUUCGUUCUGAUAUUCAAAUAUUUCAAAGUACCACUUAUGUAUCAGAACCGGGUGCUCUCGUAUGGAAUUGCUGGUGCCAUAAUCUUCAGGUUGUCUAUCAUACUGCUAGGAACAGCAACCCUGCAGAGAUUUGAGGCAGUUAACUUACUGUUGGCGGGGAUUCUUCUAUACUCGUCAUUCAAGUUGUUCACUGGAGAAGAAGAAGAUGCUGAUCUAUCUGACAAUUUCAUUGUGAAGACCUGCCAGAAAUUCAUUCCCAUCACAUCUGAAUAUGAUGGUGACAGGUUCAUAACUUUGCAGGAUGGUGUACGGAAAGCUACCCCUUUACUUCUGACAGUAGCGGUUAUUGAACUCAGUGAUAUUGCAUUCGCUGUUGAUUCUAUACCAGCAGUUUUUGGUGUCACAAGAGAUCCUUUCAUAGUUUUCACAUCCAAUCUCUUUGCAAUUUUAGGAUUGAGGUCAUUGUACACACUCAUUUCUGAAAGUAUGGGGGAGUUGGAAUAUCUACAGCCUUCCAUUGGUGUUGUCCUGGGAUUCAUUGGAUUCAAAAUGAUCCUAGACUUUUUCGGAUACCAUGUUUCCACAGAGGCGUCUCUUGGUGUUGUAGCGACAUGUCUAAGCACUGGAGUCUUGCUGAGUCUUGUAAAGAAAUCUGAUCAAUGAGUUGGGAUGCUAUCAAGAUCAUGUUCUUUAGGAGGAUAGAGGAGAUAUCUAUGAUGUUCCUUUUUUUUUCUUCUCAUCGUCGUUGUCUUGAACUUGCUCUGUCAAAUGUACUUUAUUCAAUUGAUAUGACAAUGACAAAAUUAACAAUCUUUUAGCAUGUUUCUUUUUGUAAUAAUUUGAUUUCUUAAUGCAACUCAGGUUGGGAUGAAUUAUUA